ACUGCUGCAAUCCCCAGUCCGACCGACCGACCCUCGCCUCGGCCUCGCCGAGCCACCGCCUCGGGAAGCCCCCUCGCUGGCCGGCCCCGCGCGAUGCAGCCGGCCGCUGCCCCUCACCAUGGGGCGACGCUGGUCGCUCGUCCGGCGAUCGUGGUGCCCGCGGGGUCUGCGCUGGUCGGCGGCCCCGCGCCCCAGGUCGCCGCCGGCCAGGGUGGGCUCGUCCUCUCCCAGGGCCAAGCGCUGCACUAUGCCACGUCCAGCACCACGGUGGUCCGGACGACCACGAAGGCGGUGGCGCCGCUGCGCGCCAGCUACGUCGCCGCGGCAGGGCCUGGCGCGCUGGCGCCGCCGACCCCAGUGGCCAGCGGCACCACCUCCGUCGGGUCGCUGGGCAGCGCCCAGCCGGCGGGAGGCCUCGUCUUGGGGCAGGCCGCCCUGCCGCCCGGCGGGCCCCCCGCGGAGGGGCAGCCCCCCCCGCAGCGCGCAGCCCAGGCGGCGGUCGUGCCCGGCGCCGCGGUGGGGCUCCUGGCGCCGCGGGGCCUGCCGAUGCCGUCGCCCCUCCGCCCGCCACGGCGGGGCCCCGCCGAGCCUGGACGUCAGCCAGCGGGUGCCCGUGGAGGCGGGCGGGGCCUCUAUCCUCGAAGAGAGGCAGAUAGAGCAGCUCUCCCUCUACCUCGCCGCCCUGCAGGCCGACCUGCAGCAGGAGAGGAACCGUGCGGCCGAGGCGCACAGCGCGCAGGAGCUCCCAGCUGAGCUGCGGCGGAUCUGCGAGGAGGCCGCCGCAUCGGCCGCCUCUGCCGCUGCGCUGGGCGCAGAGCUGGCGCGGGCAGCGGACGUUUCCGCGCAGCUCAACGCCUGGUUCACGGAAAACCAGUCCAAGGACGCCGACCUGCUGUCGUUCCCCAAGGGCGGCGCGCACGCCGUCGGCGGCGCCCACCGCGCCGCGCCGCCCCGUGGCACC
Prorocentrum cordatum is the source of this 961-nucleotide messenger RNA. The record is from the annotation of a GenBank genome assembly. Lineage: Eukaryota; Dinophyceae; Prorocentrales; Prorocentraceae.